Messenger RNA from Tarenaya hassleriana, 1093 nucleotides. RefSeq names its product protein YLS9-like. Gene Ontology annotation, biological process: defense response to other organism. The transcript has a single exon. The coding region runs from base 118 to 1014 and encodes 298 amino acids. NCBI's taxonomy places the organism in Eukaryota, Viridiplantae, Streptophyta, Magnoliopsida, Brassicales, Cleomaceae. The record is from RefSeq and is a predicted model, not a curated record.
GCAGCGCUAAUUUUAGCUCAGCCUUGGCGGAAUCACUAUUUUUAUGCUUUCCACUAAUCUCAUUCUUUUCAAAUUCAUCUCCUCCUUGAGAAAGAAAGAGAGAGAGGGAGAAACGCCAUGCCUUCUCCUCGUGGAGAAGAAACACAACCCAAAAGGGAGACAACGGGUCAAGCCUCCUCCGGACAUGGAACCCACCGACCACUGGCUCCGCCGCAUCCACAACCGCCGGAAAACCUCCCUCCGCCGUAUCCUCCGGUGAUGGGCUAUCCGGGUAACCCAAAUUAUCCAAACGGACCCUACAACAGCCAUUACGUAUCUUACGCUCAAGCCCCACCUGCAUCAUAUUACCCGACCCAACAACAGUUUCCGGGUCACCGGAGCCCCGACUCGGUGUCCGCUGGAUUCUUCCGAGGGAUCAUCACCGGACUGAUAAUCCUCGUGAUCAUCCUCUGCCUUUCCACCGUCGCGACCUGGCUCAUUCUCCGACCCCAAAUCCCGAUCUUCGCCGUGACCCAUUUCUCCGUAUCGGGUUUCAACGGGACCCGACCCGAUUUCUUCACCGCCCAGUGGACGGCGAAUCUCACGGUGGAGAAUCCUAACGCGAAGCUGAAAGCGUACUUCAACCGGAUCCAAGGGUUCAUAUACCACCAAAACUCCAUCGGAGAGGACGAGUUGUUAACCACUGGGUUCUUCACGCCUGUGUACGUGGAGACAAAGAAGACGGCGGCGAUCGGAGAGAGGUUUUCGGCGGAGAAGGCGGCGGAGAAAGGGGAGCAGCCGGCGGUUCCGGGAUGGGUGGCGGAGGAGAUGAGGAAAGAGAAGGAGAGCAAUGGAACGGUGUCGUUUAGCUUAAGGAUGUUUGUUUUGGUGACGUUCAAAGCGGAAGGUUGGUCGGCGAGAGAGAGAGGGCUUAAGGUGUUAUGCGAGAAGUUGAAGGUUGGGUUUGAAGGUGGUGGGUUUGGAAACGGCGCCGUUUUGUUGCCUAAGCCUUCGCCUUGUUUGGUUUACAUUUGAUGUUUGACAAAAAUAUAAUUUGUGGGGAAAAAAACAUUUUUGUGUAUUUCGAGGUAUUUUUAUAUUAGAUUUUUAAAUU